Amphimedon queenslandica is the source of this 4193-nucleotide messenger RNA. RefSeq lists its product as uncharacterized. Bases 70 to 4041 code for a protein of 1323 amino acids. NCBI's taxonomy places the organism in Eukaryota, Metazoa, Porifera, Demospongiae, Haplosclerida, Niphatidae. The record is from RefSeq and is a predicted model, not a curated record. The transcript has 4 exons.
CUAAAUUUGGGUGGGCAGUGCUGGCAAACUAAAAUACAAGUUCUGUAAUACUGGGAUUUCAUGUAGAUUAUGAUUGAUCUAUCUCAGUGGAGAGCAAGUGUUGGGCUUUGGAACUGUUGUCAAUCUGUUUCGUGUUCUACUAGACCAGCUACUGCUGAGAACUUGAAAUGUAACCAUAGGAAGUUACCUUUAUUGUUUGGGGCCCUCCUCCUAAUUGUAUCGACCCUUUACAGUUGUACAGAUGAUGCAUUUUCUUGUUUUUCCUCAAAAGCAAGAACUGUUACGAUUGGUAUUUUUCAGUUGUCUUUGAAAGUGUCUGAUAUUCUGGCGUGUUUCCUUUAUUCUGUUUUUGUUGUGAAGCUCCUCCUUUUAUCAGGAGAUGUUGAACUCAAUCCCGGUCCUGUGACAGGUAACUCUUUCGAAUUAUUGCAAUUUUAUUCUGACAAAUUAAUUGACGCCAUCUCUGACGAUGUACUACGAGUAACCAAUGCCUUGUAUGCUAGAAGUCUAGUACAAUCUAACAUAAGGAGGGACGUGCUAGCGGUGGACAGAACUGAUUACAGCAAAGCUAUUGAUCUGGUGUUUUCUAUUGAAGCAGAACUAGAGUCUUCGAUUAAUCCAAGCCAAUAUCUAGCUGACAUGUGCCGUGUGUUGUUGAACAUACGGUUACAAAAUCUAACUGACAUUGCUAGUACUAUAUUGAUCGAAUUAGGUCAGUCUGUGCCUGCUAACUCUGAAUACACCAGAGUAUCAGAGGAUGUUCAAAGAUAUGCUGGAAUCGUUGGUCAGCAGUAUAAACAUUAUCCUGUAGUUGUGACAGAGUGGCCACCAAGAAUUGCAAAGGAUUACUUUGGAAGGAUAGUACUAAUAGAUAAUCAAGAUUAUAUGAAGACUCAGAAAAUGAGCUUGACUCCUAAUGAGAUAUGUGACCUUCAUGGGAAGAAAGAAAUAGCUAUCAAGGAUAUCCUUCGAUCCAAAAACGACCUUCCUCUCAGAAUUGCUGUUGACGGUCCUCCUGGUAUUGGUAAGACGUCGCUUUGCCAGAAGAUAUUAAAUACCUGGUCCUUGGGGGAACUUUUGGGCAAGAAGUACGACUUGCUACUGUACUGUCCACUGAAAAAUGCUAAAGUGGCUAAAGCUACCACAUUGAAGGAGCUUUUUGUGUGUAUCACUCAUGAAGUCCCAAUGGUUGCUAAAUGGUUUGAGGAAAGGAACGGGGAAGGAUUAUUAAUAUUAUUUGAUGGUUGGGAUGAAAUAGAUACUGAUCUUAUAGCCAGACAAUCUACACUGGCUGCUCGUAUCAUACGUAGAGAGUAUUUGGAGAAAUGUUCUGUAGUUAUUACUUCACGUAGCUAUGUCUCUCCAUCACUUUUAGAGAUGACCUCUUUCAACAGAUACAUUCAAGUCAUUGGAUUUACUGAGGAUGAGAUAGCAACUGUAAUCAUAAACACCCUUCAGAAGGAUCCUAAACUAGCACAAGAGCUUGUUGAAAAAAGAAGAGAGAGUAAUAACUGUCCUGCUUUAAUAGAUAGUCAAACCAAUAAUGAAUCAAGGAGGGCAUUGAAGCUCAUUAAUGAACUUAAAGUACGAGCUGAUAUACAAUUUCUAUGCACUGUUCCUAUAAUUUUAGCCAUUGUCAUAUUAUUAUUUUGCAAGGAAGGAGGACGCUUGCCACAAACACUCACUCAAUUGCAUCAGAACUUUGUUUUACAAACAGUAAGAAGACAUGUAAAGAAAUACUAUUACUCUAUUGAGCCUAGACAGCUAUAUUAUUUUGACCACAUGCCACUAGUCAUAAGACAACCAUUUUAUGAUAUAUGCCAAGUAGCUUAUUUAAGCUUAAAGAGCAAAAAUAAGAAUAAGACUUUCUCCUUUCCGUUAAAGCCAACAAGUGAAAAGUAUGAUAAAGGACUGGUUGCUUCAUUCAUGGAAUGCAAUGAGGAAAACCAUAAAUUUAUACACUUGAACAUCCAGGAGUUUAUGGCCGCAUGGUGGAUAGUUAACUUUGAAAAUGCAGAGGAAGUUUUUAAGGAGCACUUUGAAGAUAAUCACUUUCGAAUGUGUCUGAGGUUUGUGGCAGGUCUAACACAGCUUGAACAAGCAAGUUACCGGCAAUACUUUGAUAAGCUAUUUGUACCUCAGUGUAAGAAAAGGCAAUUGUUUCCAUUUGAAAAUUUUCAAUCUUUCCGCUCAUUUCGAAAAGAUGAUCAUGCUGUUUCCUCAUAUGAUACUUUAGAUGAUAUUCCUGUUGUCCUUCUUAGACUCUUGUAUGAAUCACAAAAUUCUACUUUAUGUACUGAACUAGCUCAAUCCAUCUAUGGCGACCCCUUUUCUAAGCCCACAAUUUGUUUUGAAAGAGUUUCGUUAUCAUUGUUUGACAUCUUGUGUUUAAGUUUCUUCAUUAACAACUCCGGCAUAAAAUGGAGUCACUUUGACUUGAGGAAGUUAAGCUAUCAUGAAUUGUCAGUCUUCACAGCUGGGCUCACUGACACUCCUAUGAAAUGUGAAAGGUUGUCAAUAGUACUUGGUGAUAGAGGCUGCACUGAAUCAGUUCAUACUUUUUUACAGCCAGCACCUUUACGUAAUAUCCAGGAGUGCCAUUGUGAGUUAAUGUCUACACUCAAUAGUCAAUAUGAUCCUUGUUUGGUACUCAAUGAGUUAUUGAGGCUUCCUCAACUCAUGAUCUUACACUUUUUGAUUAAGCCUGAUGAUCAUUCCUGUAGUGCAGAAGAUCAAUACUCUGAUCUUCAGAAAUUAUUAGUUAAAAAAUCAAAACUGCGAGAAAUGAAAGUGGAGUAUUUUGGAGACCCUACAAUGAAAGAGGAUGUAAUUUUCAAGUUAUUUUCUGCCAUUAUUAGAGGUGUAAAAGAGAACAUGACUAUGACCUCGCUUUCUCUGAUCAUUCAUGAUUUUAUACUCCACGAUUCUAUUCUUGUUGAUUUAGUAGAGUCAUUACUAAUAAACAACAGGUCAUUACAAACCCUAGAAUUAAAUUUUCAAAUAAUUCCUGAACAUCUUUCGCCCUCAUCGCAGAAUAUAUUAGAAGUAAAUACACCACUGACUGCUCUAGAGCUGGGAUGGAAUAACAAUGAACUAUUUAUACCAUGCUUUUCUAAUGUUAGAGGAUUACGUUGCUUGACAGCAUCUGGACUGCUGUCACCAAAUCUGUUUUCCUUUUAUCCUAACCUGCAAUCACUCACUCUACUACUAGACUCAGUGGAGGGUGUAAUUAAUUUGUUUAAUGAACUCCAAAGGAAUACUACACUCGAGGCAUUAAAGCUGAACUUGAAAGAGGAGGAAUUAUGCAUAAAUGAUUGUGAUGCUGAAGCUUUUAAUGUUAGCAUGGGUAACAGUCUGCAAGACAUGUUAAAGCAAAACCGUUCAUUGAAAUAUCUUGAGAUUAUGACAGAUACUUAUCACAGCUCCAUUACGUCAAAUUCAUUCCUUUCCUUCCUUACAACUGGCCUCAGACACAAUACCAGCCUACAGCAGUUGAGUGCACCAUUGCCUUGUAAUAAGGAUGUUAAUGCUUUUUUUAAUGUUAUAGCGCAAAAAAGCAAUAUUACGGAACUUAAAGUAGACGUUAGACCAGAAGAGCUGUACUGGGAAAGCUCUGAAAAAGAGAAGGAACAAUCGGUAUCAUUUUGUGAGGUUGUAUUACCAGCGAUUACUACUAUGCUGAAAUCACAUACAGCUUUGAGGAUCCUGCACAUAAAGUGUACUUUUGUUAAUGAACUAGCUUGCCAAGAGCUAUACACAAAGCAAGUGAGCUGCUUAUACGAAACAAUCUUCAUCCAUCCUUCACUUAAAUGCAUUGAAAUCACUGGGCCACAUCGGCCAGCAUCUUUUCUGAAAGAUAUCGUCAAAGAUCAGAAUAGAUUGCCAGAGGUAAAAAGAAUUGCUGGACAGAAAGAGAGCUCUAUGACAUUGCCAAUACCAGCCUUGGAGCCCAGACCCACUGAAUUGACCCAAAUCAAUGUAAGGAAGGAUCUGGACAGAAAGAUACCAGUAAUACAGUUACCUAUUAAAUUGUUAUUGUGACAAUUAUUAUUGAAACUUCAGUACUGAUGCACCAUGCAUAUAUAGAACAUGUUGUGAUUUUUGGUACCAUCUUGUAAUUGGUAUCCAUUUCUUAUCAAUUUAGGCUUUUUCUGUUUUUAUUCACUAAAUAAUUACAGUUUAUGUUUCCAUAA